This is a messenger RNA of Closterium sp. Naga37s-1, 1341 nucleotides long. The record is from the annotation of a GenBank genome assembly. NCBI's taxonomy places the organism in Eukaryota, Viridiplantae, Streptophyta, Zygnematophyceae, Desmidiales, Closteriaceae.
AUGAUGCGCCUUCGUUUCGAACAUGUGGAGAGGCGGGCGCCCAGGGCGUUCUUCGAUGUCGUUCAGCUGGCGCUGACGGCGGUACUCCUCGUGCGCCUGGCGCGUGCGCGCGACUCCGCGCUUAGUUGGACCGGCGGAUGCGAGGGAGAGCAGCAACAGGCAGACGAGGGAGAAGAGAACGAGCUGCAUGGAGAAGGUGUCUGUAAUUUCGUCACUACUCCACCCCCCCGCGCCUCGCCUCACCCUUUUUUCUUUCCCCUCCCCCUCGUCGCCCCUCAUCCCCCCACAGCUUCCUUUCCGCCACCAACCCGCCUUUGCCCCACCUAUCCGCGGAGCCCCGCCUCUCCUCCCGCUCUUCCCGAGCCGCUCAUUCCUCUCGGCCAAUCAGAGCUGCGCGUGUCACCGCUGGGAAUCGGCACGCUCCAAUGGGGCGAUCCGCGGUCGGGCUUUGGUGAACAGUACUCCGCUGCUGACCUGGCAGAGGCCUUCCGGGCGGCGCUGGCGGGCGGCAUCAACCUGUUUGAUUCUGCAGAGGUCUACGGCUACCAAAGCAUCCCAACGGGUAACUCCUCCGAGCAGCUUCUGGGAAGGUUCGUGGCGGAGGAGAAGGCGAGGAGGCUCCAGGAGGGAAGCGACAGCUCGCAGCUCCCAGCACCUGUAGCAGCUACCAAGUUCUUCACCAUCCCCUGGACCAACCUGCUCGUGGGUGGCGGGCUGCGAUUCGGCCGCCAGUCGCUGAUAGAUGCUCUCAAGGCGAGCCUGCAGCGCCUUGGCAUGGAGCGAGUUGAUCUCUACCAGAUCCAUUUUCCCUUCCCCACCAUCAGCAACGCCACGCUAAUGGAUGGGCUAAAGCAGGCGCAUGCAGAGGGGCUGGCCACGGCUGUGGGUGUGUCCAACUAUAACACACAGCAGUUGCAAGAGGCGCAUUCUCUUCUCAAAGCAGCAAAUAUCCCGCUUGCCUCAAACCAGGUCAAAUUCAACCUCUUGGACCGAGGCACAGAGACCAACGGUUUGCUGCACGCAUGCAAGGACCUGCAAGUGUCGCUCAUAGCCUACUCGCCCCUGGCAUCGGGCCUGCUCACGGACAAGGCGCUCACACGCACAGACAAGGAUGCAGUGCGGGUUCGUCCCUUGCUGGAGCUGAUGAGGGGGAUCGGGGAGGAGUAUGGCGGCAAGAGUGUUUCUCAGGUGGCACUGAACUACAUCAUGUGCAAGGGUGCCAUUCCCAUCCCUGGCUGCAAGACAGCAGCACACGCCACAAGCCACCUGGGGAGCAUGGGCUGGCGUCUUACACCUGAGCAAGUGGUGGCACUGGAAGAGAAGGCUGGGCAGGUGAGGUGA